Vespula pensylvanica (western yellowjacket) is the source of this 669-nucleotide messenger RNA. RefSeq lists its product as uncharacterized. The transcript has 3 exons. The coding region runs from base 1 to 669 and encodes 222 amino acids. The record is from RefSeq and is a predicted model, not a curated record. NCBI's taxonomy places the organism in Eukaryota, Metazoa, Arthropoda, Insecta, Hymenoptera, Vespidae.
AUGAAGAGGAAUUGUUUCGUUGAUCUCAUCAUUCUUGUCCUCUGCAUGGUGACAAUUUGUCACGUAGUGGUUGGAAAGAACGAGUACACAAAACUCUUCGAGAAGUGUACCAACGAAAAGAAUACUUUUAAUUGUUUGAAGAGGCGUGCGUUGGAGAUAUUCGAUUCUGCUAUUGACGAUGAUUCGGUUUACGUCCUGAACGACUUCAUCUCGAUCGGAAGGGAUCCUACAUCCUCGGUUAGGAGUAAUAAGGAAAUGAAGAUACCUGCUCUGAAUCUCACGGAGAAAAGUCUUGACGAGCAACUGGAUAAUAAAUUUCACGACUAUUUGUCAUCGAGGAACAUACGCUUGACGAUACCUGGAAACACCUUCGAAGGUAGAAGAAAGAAAGACAAAGGAUAUGGAGGGAUACUAAUGGCUGGUCUAGCUAUGGCAGGAAUGUUAGCUCAGCUUGCUUACGGAAAAAUUGCAUUCCUUGCUGGUACCGCAUUGUUAACGGCGAAGAUAGCAUUGGUUCUGAGCGCGAUAAUUGGCUUGAAAAAAUUAGUAUCGAGCGGAGGUGGAGGGCACGAGGUGAUUUACGCAACGGCUUCGGAACACCAUGGUGGUUAUGGCGGUGGUUAUGGUGGUGGCUGGCAAAGGGCUCUGGAAGGAAUACCUCCGAGUUGA